Colletotrichum abscissum is the source of this 972-nucleotide messenger RNA. RefSeq lists its product as uncharacterized. Bases 1 to 972 code for a protein of 323 amino acids. NCBI's taxonomy places the organism in Eukaryota, Fungi, Ascomycota, Sordariomycetes, Glomerellales, Glomerellaceae. The transcript is spliced from 4 exons. Gene Ontology annotation, molecular function: protein binding. The record is from RefSeq and is a predicted model, not a curated record.
AUGAACACCAUGAGCUGCGAGGGUGACAUGAGGUCUCUUUUGAUGGCCCUUACAGUCAACCCGGCCGAGCGGAGGAGAACACAAAACCGACUGGCAAAGCGAAAGUCCCCCCAGCCCAGUCCAGCACAUGCCACAGCACAUGCCAGAGCACAUGCCACAACAUCAUCAGUUAUCAUCCAUCCAAUAGAGAAGAAACGUUUAGAAACCAACAAGUCGAGUUAUUCUAGGAGCCAAGGGAAAGAGUGCCGCAGCAGCCGCUUCAGCAACGAGCCAUGUCGCGUCAUCAUCCACAGCAACAUCAGCAACAACGACGAGGAGGUCAAGAAGCGCUUCUUCUUCACCCCCAACGGUCACAGCAAGUCACUUGCCGAUCCGUUCGGUUCACUUCAGACCCCGCCGCAUGAGUCGACCCAAGACUUUGGGCAGGCAGCAGUAAUUUUCCCUGCUUCGGAAAUGGGAGUGUCUGGAGAAGCUGCUCCACGGACGCUGCAACGAAACGCCGUCACUGAUGACCUUGACGCGAGCUCAUAUUCGGCUGGAAUCCCCCACAACUUGAACACUGUCGAAUUCAUCGAGCCGUGGACAUUAGACGCCAGCAUGACACUCAUGACACCGAACAGCAGACACGAAGACAUGUCAGACCUUUCAACAGAAGAUAUCCUCACAUUAGGGUUUGCGAGACCAACUCAAGGAAGCCCUUUGCACAUUGCAGCAACACACGGCCACAUCAAUGUGGCUAAAACGCUGAUCCUCCACGGUUCGGAUGUCAAUGCCGCGGAUAAAGCUGGGCUGGCCCCAAUUCACUACGCGACGCAAAACAACCAAGGUCCCAUGGUGACCAUGCUUGCGGAGCAUGGAGCUGACGUCGACUUCUUGGACCCGGACGGUUGCACGCCUCUCUACAGAGCGGCAGAAAGUGGGAACAAAGCAAUGGUUGAGCGUUUACUGCGACAUGGAGCGAAGCUGAGCUAG